Messenger RNA from Fusarium redolens, 2202 nucleotides. RefSeq lists its product as uncharacterized. Lineage: Eukaryota; Fungi; Ascomycota; Sordariomycetes; Hypocreales; Nectriaceae. The transcript is spliced from 3 exons. Gene Ontology annotation, biological process: xyloglucan metabolic process. The record is from RefSeq and is a predicted model, not a curated record. Gene Ontology annotation, molecular function: protein binding. The coding region runs from base 1 to 2202 and encodes 733 amino acids.
AUGAAGUUUCUCUCUCUUCUCGCUGCCUCGGCAAGCGUCGCGCAAGCUGCUCUUAAAUGGCAGAAUGUCCGUUUUGGCGGUGGAGGCGGCUUCGUGCCUGGCAUUGAAUUCCAUCCCACUGCCAAGGGAGUUGCCUAUGCGAGAACUGAUAUCGGUGGACUUUAUCGUCUUAAUGCGGAUGAUUCAUGGACGCCGUUAACUGACAACACUGGUGUUGAUGCGACAUGGAGCCGCUGGGGUAUUGAUGCCUUGGCCCUUGACCCAAGCAACCCUAACAAGGUCCUCACUGCUGCUGGAUUGUACACCAACUCCUGGGACCCCAACAAGGGAGCUAUCGGUAUCAGCAAUGACAAAGGUGCAACAUGGUCCUUCACCGAACUCCCCUUCAAAGUAGGCGGCAACAUGCCCGGUCGCGGCAUGGGUGAGCGUCUCGCCGUUGACCCCAAGAACUCCAAUAUCAUCUACUUCGGAGCCCGAAGUGGCAACGGUCUUUGGAAGAGUACAGAUGGUGGUCAGAGCUUUUCCAAAGUCACUUCUUUCACCAACGUUGGUACCUAUGUCGCCGAUCCAAGUGACAGCUCUGGAUACAACAGUGAUAUCCAGGGUUUGUCUUUCGUCACGUUUGACUCAACCUCUUCUCUUCUUAAUGGCGCUACGUCGAGAAUCUUUGUUGGUGUCGCUGAUACGAAGACGGCCUCUGUGUAUGUGACUACUGAUGCUGGUAAGACGUGGAAGCCGGUUGAUGGUCAGCCUGUGAAGUACCUCCCUCACAAAGGUCAGUUUUCAUCAAAGGAGAAGGCUUUGUACUUGUCGUACAGCAAUGGCGGUGGACCUUAUGAUGGUUCUGCCGGUGCCGUGUAUCGCUAUGAUGUCGCCGCCAACACUUGGAAGGACAUUACUCCACCGGGAGAUAUCUACUUCGGUUUCGGUGGUCUUGCACUCGAUCGACAGAAGUCGGGUACCCUUGUUGUCGCAUCGCUUAACUCUUGGUACCCUGAUGCUCAGUUCUUCCGAUCAACUGACUCUGGCAAAACCUGGUCUACGCUCUGGAACUACAACGCCCAGGGUAACCUUGACCUCCACUACAGUAUCUCUACACCAAAGGCUCCUUGGAUCUACAAGAACUUCAUCUCAGUUGACACCAAGAAACUGGGGUGGAUGGUUGAGGCUUUGGCCAUUGAUCCAUUUGACAGCAACCACUGGCUCUAUGGCACUGGCCUGACAGUCUACGGAGGCCAUGACUUGACUAAGUGGGAUACCGUCCAUAACAUCACCAUUGAGUCUCUUGCCGACGGUAUCGAGGAGACCGCUGUUCUUGACGUCAAGUCCGCUCCAGGUGGAAGUGAACUUCUCGCCGGUGUCGGCGAUGACAGCGGCUUCACCUUCGCCAGUAAGAGUGUCCUCGGCAAAGCACCCCUCUCAGCUUGGGAUAACCCCAUGUUCACCUCAACAACUAGUGUUGACUACGCUGGCAAGAAGGUCGGUAACGUCGUCCGAGCUGGAAACAGUGAUAGCAACCCUCAAGUCGCCCUCUCUUCCGAUGGUGGUAAGUCCUGGAAGGUUCAUGGCGCUGCUGAGCAAGGUCCAAAGGGAGGUUCUAUCUCAUACUCUGCUGAUGGAGAUACUAUUCUCUGGUCUCCUGAGAACAGAGGUGUUUUGAGAUCUCAGAAGGAAGGCAGCUUUGCUUCUGUUUCGAGUCUACCUAAUGGUGCUCUCGUUGCUAGCGACAAGCAAGAUAACGACUACUUUUACGGUGCAUCAGGUUCAAAGUUCUACGUCUCCAACAACACAGCUUCAAGCUUCUCCACAGGUGGAUCUCUCGAUGGAGCGAACUCGGUCAAAGACAUCGCCGCUCAUCCUACCAAGGCCGGAGAGGUCUGGGUCUCUACCGACGCCGGUAUCUUCCGCAGUACAGACUACGGCAGCGCUUUCUCCAAAGUCGGAGGUCUUAGCAAGACUGAGCAGAUUGCUCUUGGUAAGGGCUCUGGAAGCAACUGGAAUGUGUAUGCUUUUGGUACAGGAUCCGCUGGACGCAAGCUGUAUGGCAGCUCUGAUCUUGGCAAGACCUGGACAGAUCUUCAGGGCUCUAUGGGCUUUGGCGCUGCUGACAGUGCUAAGCUUGCUGGAAGUGGAAAUGAGGCGGGAUUGGUCUAUGUUGGAACGAAUGGUCGGGGUGUUUUCUGGGGCCAGGGGACAAUUUGA